Prorocentrum cordatum is the source of this 950-nucleotide messenger RNA. Lineage: Eukaryota; Dinophyceae; Prorocentrales; Prorocentraceae. The record is from the annotation of a GenBank genome assembly.
GGCUCAGGGUUUGCGGCUUGCUCUUGUCCGCGUGCCGUAGGGACGCGGCCCUGAACCGCACCAGGUCUCGUGGCGAUGGCGCUGCGGCAGUGCAGUGCGCUGCGCACGCUGAUCCACCCUCGGGGCGCGGCUGCGCUGCUGCGGCCGCUGGGCGGGUGCAGGGCCUUUGGAGACAGCAAAGGAGUCGUGAAGUUCUUCAACCCCGAGAGAGGAUUUGGCUUCAUCACCUCUGGGGAGAAGGACUAGCGGCUUUUAUCCACUACACCGGCAUUGAAUCCGGUGGCGGCUUCAAGUCCUUGGAGGAUGGCGAGGAUGUGGAGUUCGACAUUGAGGUGGACCACGACGGCAAGCAGCGCGCGGUGCGCGUCACGGGGCCCGGCGGCGCCCCGGUGCGGGGCUCCUCCAGGCCGAAGGCGGCGCCCGGCGAGGAGCUGUGAGGUCGGAGGGCACCAACUAUACACCAACACCGAUCCUGGGCCCAGGGUGAUCCUGGGCCAGGAUCGGUGUUGGGGUAUAGUUGGUGCCUUCCUAGUGAGGGCGCCGCGCGCGCUCCGGGGGGGCCCGCCGCGCGGGCGCGCCGCGCGCCGCUCAAUCAAGGCGUCGCAUGUCUGAGUCUACAAAGCGUGCCGCGUCCUUUUUCUUUCGCAUGCGGCACGUUCGCUCGUCUUUCAGGCCACGGUUUUCAAUGCAUGAGUUUGCCUAUCGCAGGUGGGCUCGUGUGCUGUUCCCGGUUUGCUUGGCAACCUUCUGAUUCCUGACGAUGUCAACUUAGCGGCAGUAGGCAGUCGCAAGUGUUCCACCAGUAGUCUCUGGGGCGCGAUCAUUAGAACGCUCAUCGCAGGCUUUUUUCACGAGAGCGGUGAGUAGAGCACUUCCAGUAGCAGGUUGGCACCAAUGAGGUCGCGACGGACUCGCUUGAGAACCAGACCCGAACAGCAUGCCUUCCUCUU